Purpureocillium lilacinum is the source of this 768-nucleotide messenger RNA. RefSeq lists its product as uncharacterized. The record is from RefSeq and is a predicted model, not a curated record. NCBI's taxonomy places the organism in Eukaryota, Fungi, Ascomycota, Sordariomycetes, Hypocreales, Ophiocordycipitaceae.
AUGACCACGCAUCCCAACGAGCUCCCACCGCCGUACGACCAGGACGAGCAGCCCAGCGGCCAGCUUCCCGGCGGGCCGAGCUCCACGCUCGUGCUCGACAAGUGCGACGUCUACGCCAUAGACGCGCCCUCGCGGCCCCUCUACCGCCUCAGCAACCCGCCGUGCGAAGCCACCACCAAGGUCUACGGCGUCGAAAAGGUGCGCUACCGCGUUACCGACGGCGACGGCGACGAGCCGCGCCUGCGCUCGCGCCUCAAUCACAUCUACGACUUCCAGACAAAGUAUUUUUACUCGCUGCGGGACCUGCGCGCGCCCGUCGUCGUCGAGGGCAAGACGAGUCGCAAGCGCACGUACCGGAGCGUCAAGGUGUCGGCCUCGGUGACGGGCUGGUCGGGCUGCGCCGCCGAGGACCACUUCAAAGCCGAGGUGCGCCUCUCGGGCCGCCUGCAGCGCGGCGAGGGCGCCCAGAUCCUGUGGCGCAACAUGGAUGGCCGGGUCGUUGCCGCCGAGACGCGGCCCACGCGCGGACCCGAGGGCAUGGUCGAGAAGCCGCCGCGCCUCGAGGUCCGCGAGCCGCUCGAUGAGAUGGACCUGGACCUGCUGGUGACGUGCUGGGCGGCGCGGCUGUGGAAGGAAGCCGAGAAGGAAAUGCGAGAGCCGCUCACCUGGGGCGAUUUCAAGAGAAUCGCCGGACAAAAGAAGAGAUUCGGCAACACGCCCAUGCUGGGCAGCGGGGCCCUGGGGCUAUUGGGGACAGCUGGGAUCUGA